AUGUUAAUUUCUAUUAGCAUUGUCAUUACAAAUUAUGCAAUCGCCUCACAUCAUUUGGAAGUAACAGCUUGCUAUGAAAAUAAUUCGGUUUUUGAAAUGGCUAAAAGAAGACCAAGAAUUAUUGAUGUUGUCACAGGAUAUUCUGUAAACUUAUUGUGUAACUUUUGUAAGGCAAAAGAAGAUUACUACCCAAAAUUAUGGUUUUAUGGGCCAAGAAUUCAAAAAAGUAGGAGUAACAUAUUAACAGAGAUUCCAGUGAACGAUAUUGGUACAAAAUUAUUGAUAACCCCUUUUCAUAAGUUAACUAUUUAUGAUUUUAAUGAAAAGUAUUCAGGAAUUUAUAUAUGUAAAAGUCCUGAAUUUAUGGAAGAGGGUAAUGCGUUCAUGUACAUUAUUGAAGGUAUAUUUAAGGUUGAUGUUAGUCCCAAACUUGGAACGUUCGACCAGUGGGCCGAAUACAAACGGAAUUACUUUGAUCCUCUGAACAAGCAAUUAGAGACAUCUGAAGAAGCACUUUUUCAAUCACUGAGAGAUUCUAACACAACUUUCAAAUUAAUAACAAUCUGGGAUAACUGGGGUGAUUGUAAAGAGUUUGAUCACCAGAAAGGUGUACGUAAAAGAUUGGGUAGAUGUCGCUUACAGCCCAUUGCUAUAAAUACUACGUUUGAGAACCUAGCGAAAGAUACAUUCGCUAACAAUAAAACCAUAUCGUACUUAACUGAUGGCUACGAUAUUCCCUGUCGUUCUUUACAACUCAACAAAAUGCACCCCGAAUUAAGCAAAAUUGUUAGAUAUAUACCUGAGUAUGAAGCACAGGAACUAUGUCAUUACACAAAGCGUGCUGCGAAAACCAAAUUGAAUAAAGAUAAACGCAAAAUUACAAAACUAGUUGAAGAAAACAGUCAUGUUACGCUUCUAUGCUCGGAUAUAUUUCCAAGUACAGAGUUACAAUGGCUUAAAGACACAAAAGUAUUAAAUUCUUUAUUUAGAAAUAAUGUACUGUGUAAAAAUGAAGACGAACCGCAUAUAUCACUAGACGCCAAUAAUUCUUUGCACAUAUUGCAUAUUAGAAAAAAUGAAGAAGGAAAUUAUUCGUGUACGGUGAACGGCAAAAAAGUUCAAGAGUUUGAAGUAAGAGUUGUGUCUAAAUCGAAAUUAUUAAACCAAGAAUUUAUUCGCUACUCAAUUUACUUAGGAUUUGUACUGUCGCUAUCUAUGGCAUGUUACUGCGCUGGAGUAUGUGUUGCUUGGCAUCGCAGGUCUUCUUUUGUAGAUCCUCUCUUUUUUGACAAAAGAGAUAGUCGUGGAAACCAUCGUCUGCAUUGUGAACGAGAGAGUCUUUUAAAGUAAAAUCGAAUUUGUUACUUAAGAA
Molecule: messenger RNA, 1372 nt
Organism: Helicoverpa zea (corn earworm)
Lineage: Eukaryota; Metazoa; Arthropoda; Insecta; Lepidoptera; Noctuidae
Exons: 7
Coding region: 1-1350 (449 amino acids)
Source: RefSeq, a predicted model, not a curated record